This is a messenger RNA of Xenia sp. Carnegie-2017, 1825 nucleotides long. RefSeq names its product solute carrier family 49 member 4-like. NCBI's taxonomy places the organism in Eukaryota, Metazoa, Cnidaria, Anthozoa, Malacalcyonacea, Xeniidae. The transcript has 4 exons. Gene Ontology annotation, molecular function: transmembrane transporter activity. Bases 124 to 1155 code for a protein of 343 amino acids. The record is from RefSeq and is a predicted model, not a curated record. Gene Ontology annotation, cellular component: intracellular membrane-bounded organelle; membrane. Gene Ontology annotation, biological process: transmembrane transport.
ACUUCUAGUUUUACAUGUAAAUAUGCAUUAUAAUUUGGUUGGAAUAAUUACAAUUUAUUACAUUAGAAACAGCUGGCUUUACAAAUAUCAUUCGAGGAAAUUCGAUUUUGGAAAUUUGCACAGAUGAGCAAUGGUAUUCAGCGCAAUGGUUCUAGAAGUCCAAACAAAGCCGAUGAAAGUCUGUUACCUCCUAAAGUUACUUCUAAUCAUUCGUACAUCGGGCAAUCUGAAACGCGAGUGUACAAGAGACGUUGGUAUAUCUUAAUUAUGUACUGCAUCAUUGGAAUCAUGCAGAAUGCGAUGUGGAACACUUUUGGUCCAAUUGAGACGACAGCUCGGGCGGUUUAUAAAUGGGAUGGAUGGGUUAUCGAUCUUAUUGCUGCCUGGGGAAGCGUCACGUUUUGUAUCACUAUGUUGCCUUUUGCUUGGGUUGUGGACGUUAAAGGUUUACGUGUUGGUUUACUGUUAUCUGCAGGAUUCACGUUGGUGGGCUCAGUUCUACGAUUUAUUCCAACUGGCAGCACGACAAGCUCGACUGCUUUGAUUCAUUGCGGUCAGAUAAUCAUUGGUUUAGCAAGUGGUAUAGCUGCUGCUCCUCUUCUUUCUUCAACUUGGUUCCCUCCCUCUCAACGCACUACUGCCACUGCCAUUUCAAGUGUCGCGUCUUAUGUGGGUACAUCUUUGUCGUUUCUUGUCGGACCCAGCUUUGUCGACGAUGUCAAAGAUUCGAAUGCUGUUAAAGUUGGUGAUAACUACAGAUUAAACGAAACUGAAGAAGCAAAAUACCAAAAGCAAAUCAAUAGUUUGUUAUACACCCAAUCUGGAUUGCAAGCAGUCUUUUUCUUUUUUGUCUUUGUAUAUUAUCCAUCCAAACCUCCCAGUCCACCCAGUCAUUCAGCGGCCACGGUUCGUGUUGAUUUUAAAGAUGGUGCCAGACGUCUGAUUACAAACUUUAAUUUUCUUCUUCUUGCAACGAUUUACGGAGCGACAACGGGUGUCUAUGGUGGCUGGUGUGCUGUCUUGUAUCAGAAUCUUUCCGGGUAUGGCAUUGAUGUGAAUGAGCAUUUUGCCGAGUGGCUUGGCUUUGUUGCUGUUAUGAGCGGUGCCGUUUCCGGCGUCUCGUUUUCCGUGGAACAGAGGAACAGAUGUAUGUGAUCAAAACAGUGCUAAUCGCUAAGUCAUACGUUGGCACAUUAGAAGAAGAAAGGCGUCGUCAACGUAGUAUGUAUAUAGAAGUGGUUUGAAAGAUUGAGGGCAGUUUUUAACCAUUUCUGUGCAUGAAUUGAUAUAAAGAUCGUAGCAAAAAGUAGUCCGAAGGGUUACUCACCCGUUAACUUGUUGGUAGAUUUGAUCUUUUUCCUGCACAGGCUCGCACUUGUUUCCAAAUACGCACUCAACUUAAACACCUCUACAAUGCUGCCGGCAUUCCCUUAUAUAAGUCUUGCAAUUGUUUUCUGUCAUUCUACAAGCAUUCUUGUUUUUUUUUCAUUGAAGGACAAUAUUCCCAAAUUCUUGAGAUUUGUUAUUUUUUAUCAUGUCAAGUUCAUGUUACCGGUGAACUGCAUCGUGUAUAGUUCGAAUUCAAACCACACAAAUCAUCUCAUACCUGGAAAACAGUCAUUAUACCCUACCACCAUCCAGCAUCUUAUCCAUAAUGAAACAUCUAGUCACACGUAACAAAAUAACCUAAGCUUCCAUUAAUGAUUUUGUUAUCCUAUCUUCAUCAUACUGCUCCCCUGACUUAAUGAUUAAUGAAAGCUCACUUUCACAAUGCAGCCUUUUGCAAUUGACUGUGCGGCGUGCAUAAUUAAACGUUUGUUAUAGU